GGCAAGGGGGCAACGAGGAAGCUCUUUAGAGCAUAGCCGGAAAGAAGUUGAGAUUACAGACAUCCUGCCAAAAUGAUUUCUUCAAAGCCCAGACUUGUCGUACCUUAUGGCCUCAAGACUCUGCUUGAAGGAGUCAGCAGGGCCGUUCUCAAAACCAACCCGCCAAACAUCACCCAGUUCGCAGCAGUUUAUUUUAAAGAACUUAUUGUGUUUAGAGAAGGGAAUACUUCUCUGGAUAUAAAAGAUCUUGUUAAACAAUUUCAUCAGAUUAAAGUAGAGAGGUGGUCAGAAGGAACGACACAAGAGAAGAAAGCAGAAUGUAUGAAAAAACAGGUAGGAACGUCUACAGUUUCCCAAGAACCUACACGGAUGGAGAAAUCUACGGACACAGAUGAGGACAAUAUUGCUGGGCCACUGUUUAUGAACAAAACCACUCAGUUCCCGUCAGUUCACUCGGAGGUGCUCCAGGAACCUGAGGAGACACCCGAAGCAGCUCGUGGUUCCAGUUCGAAACCGUCUACCCCUAAGGGGAUGACCCCACCCUCAUCACCACCUCCAGCAGCCGUGUCACCCGAGUUUGCUUAUGUCCCAGCGGACCCAGCUCAGUUUGCUGCUCAGAUGUUAGGUAAAGUUGCAUCUGUUCAUUCUGAUCAGUCUGACGUGUUAAUGGUGGAUGUGGCCACGAGUAUGCCUGUGUUUUCCGACGAGGUGCUGAGCUCAGAGGCUGCUGAAGAUGCCCGGGCGGCCACUCCUGCGUAUUCUGCAGAGGGGGCAGCCCUGCAGGUUCUGAGCCAAACGGCUGUCCGUGUAGAGUUGGGUUCUAAACUUAAAGACGAUGAGGCUGAACCAGCAGCGGCUUCCUCCUUCCCCUUGCAGGAUGAACAAGACCCUCCUGCUUACGAUCAAGCUCCCGAGGUCCCUUUGCAGGCUGAUAUUGAGGUCACCUCAUUCGUUCACAUAUCAUCUAUCUAUAACCAAGAGCCUGUGACUGAAGGAGUUACUUAUGUCGAGCAAAUACCAGAACACAUAGUUAUCCCUUUCACUGAUCACGUUGCUUCUCUUAAAGCAAACGAGUCACCACUUAGUCCCAUUCCUGUAGCACUCGCCACAGGUGUGUCCGAGAAACCUGUAGGCUCGGUAAAACCGCUGGAGGAGGAUGCGAAUUGUUCCUCGGUCCGUGUGGAGGCAGGAGCAGCCGUUCUGCCCCCUGACACCUCUUUGAAAGGCCAGCCUGCCCAGUUCCCAGAUGCAGAGGGCCCCACCAAAGCAGUAGGCUCUGAAAAACUUCUGCACGUUGAAAUGGAGUUCACUGCCCUAGUCCCUGGCAACCCUGGGCAGGGGUCCCCGGGAAGCUCUGCAGCCCAGGAGAUGGAGGUCAAACUCGUGCUCUCUGGGGAAGCUACCACUGCAGUGCUCUCGGCUGCGCCGGGAAGGGCAGCUGGUGGUACCCCCCCUCCUGUUCCAGAACCCGUACCCGAGCCACGAGGGGAAGGAGCACUUGAACAAGGUUUGAUGGAGCCAGAUGCUGGAAACGAUGCCGUUUGAGCCAACGUUCAAGGUGGAGUCUGCCACCGAGCGUACUUUGUCAAUAAACUUCAUGCAAGCAUAAAA
Molecule: messenger RNA, 1611 nt
Organism: Odobenus rosmarus divergens (Pacific walrus)
Lineage: Eukaryota; Metazoa; Chordata; Mammalia; Carnivora; Odobenidae
Gene: CABYR
Product: calcium binding tyrosine-(Y)-phosphorylation regulated
Exons: 5
Coding region: 73-1545 (490 amino acids)
Biological process (GO): sperm capacitation
Cellular component (GO): sperm fibrous sheath; cytoplasm
Molecular function (GO): calcium ion binding
Source: RefSeq, a predicted model, not a curated record